AUGACGCGUAUUGGUAGUGCCUUUUUAAUGCGUCUAAGGUCUGUCCGACAUGAAAAUCAUUUGAAAGAAUCAAUCCCAUCCAAUUCGAAUUCUCAUGCUAAACUUGUCAAACCGCUUACAGGGAAUGUGGAGUCGAAGAAGUUACGACCGCAGCAGAGAAUCAAUUCACUGCGAUUGUUGUUUUUAGCAUUCUUCUUCUUAUUAGGAAUUCACAUUUUCGUUCAUUGGGCAGUUCCUUCUAAGCAUCGACAAUCACAGGAGAUUUUGCUAGGCUUGAUAAGGGUUUUCAUAGACGGAACCGUAUGGUUGAUUUCAACACUACUGUGUUUGUACCAUUUGUUAUGGGUUCCGUUAAAACACGCCCUUUCUAAAGUUCGAAACGGAAAGUUGUACCGUUGGGUGCUCAUUAUUACUGUCGGGAUUUCUGUUGGUUCGGUAAUGUUAGUACUGUCUUCCAUAUUUUUCUCAAUAUGGUCUAUGGACACGAUCUCGAGUCUGCGUUUAGGUAUCCUAGAAGCAUCGUGCGAUCCGUGCGAGGUGGAAGGUCUGAGGUUGAAUCCAGCACUCCGUAGGUCGUGGGUGUUGCCAGAUAUGAUACCUUGGAGACUGGUUGAGCGUUUUAGAGGCCGUCAGGGGUGCCAUCGUAAAAGGGGGUCUAAUAUCGGCUACAUUGAUGAGAUGACGGAAAUGCUAGUCGUAUCGUCGUUGUGCCGCGAUGGCAGCAAGCCAAGGGUCUUUUUGGAGUGUCCCGGGAACAGCGAGAUGAAUGGACAAGUGGACACAUCGAUGGAUGAGAUCGUUACCGGCGACAAGAAGUAUCAUGCCGAGCUAGAGGCCAAAUACGGAACCCCAGAGAAGGCAGCGAGGGAGGGGGUGAUCGUGCACCGCAAUUCUAAGACCGGAUUUAUUUCUGCUGUGGAAAUCGCGCCGUCGAAGUUAACCCCAGUCAGGCGUGAGGCCCCACACCUAAGGGAGUUAGUUGUGCGUCUUCAAUGGCCGUCAAAGGAGGUGCUGGAGAUUCCCCUGGGGCGCUCAGCCGCAUACAUGGUACGCUGCCAAGAGAUGAAACACGAAGAGUUUUUUUUAUUUCCUGUGAAGAGUAAUGCGAAUGGAGAUUGGGGUGUUAACGAUACCAAUGAAGCCAACACAACACACGACCAGAAAUCUGUUGUCACCGAUAAGGUCACUGAAGAGUUUCAUGAGCCCGCUGGCAACGUUCUUAUUAUUUUGAUUGAUGCACUGAGUCGCCAAGGAGCACGCCGGUCGCUUCCACGCUUUGUGAAAUGGGUACGCAACUUCCAGAAACGCCGACUUAGCAGCGGCACUGAGUCACAUCGCGUGUUCGAACCUAAGGGAAUCAGCACCCUGGGCUUUAGCACCGCUGGGAACCUAUGCCCUUAUCUUACCGGGACUACCAUUGUGGGAAUGGGGUAUGACAGGGAGUUGAACAUUGAUAUGAUGAAUCGAACCAUUUUCAACAUCGCGAAGGGCAAAUACGGACCUGCAAUCAGCACCGCAUUCACGGUGGGGUCGUGUCACGACUUCUUUGAGGCCCUCGUUGGUAACCGGGAGGCCAGCAGUGGGUCUGGUGGGCCGCUUCAGGGGGUAGAUUACUAUCUCUACCAGCCCCUGUGUCAUUUGGAGUACUCCGGGCUACACAGCAACUUCGAGGGCCCCUAUAGCAUUUUCCGACGCUGCAUCGACGGCCGUCAAGUACACGAGCAUGUUUUGGAUUACACGAAGUACCUGCUACGGCGCCAGAUCCGUCAGAGGGCGGACGCGACGAGGUGUGAAGAUGGAAUGGACUCGCACGAUAGGCCUUGUAACGCAAGCCUGAAGAAGGGGAAGUACUUUUUUGACCUCUCGUACUUUUUGGAGGCGCAUGAGGGAUCGCACGGUGUAAUCAGGCUGGUUGAUGAUGCUCUGGUUGAUUUUAUGCGUCACCUUGAGGAGGAUCUACGCUUCUUUGACGAUCCGCUCAACACUUUCAUCUUUGCUGGUGACCACGGGAAUCACAUGGGGCCAUACUUUGAAUAUACUAACGCUGGCCAAUUCGAACGCACGACGCCUGCAAUGCUGUACAUUAUGCACCCCGAAGUCAUGCGGCGCGUGGAUCUGCGCAAGGGACGUUCCGCAGGUGAAUCCAUGAAAAAUUUCGACGAUCGAAUGAACCGUUUGAGCACACCGUUAGAUUUUUAUAUGACAUUGGGUGAUCUUACCGGUGUUUCUGUGAGGCCGUAUGAGGAAUACAUGAAGGUGAAGGUUCCGCCAGCCUCGCUGUUUGACACGCGCGUUGAACCGUCAAUGCAAGGCUGUUAUGACUUUUUGACCGACCUACAUACCUCCCUUUGCUCUCUCAGCUUUUGUAUCCCUAGGGAUGGGUCUUAG
Phytomonas sp. EM1 is the source of this 2388-nucleotide messenger RNA. NCBI's taxonomy places the organism in Eukaryota, Euglenozoa, Kinetoplastea, Trypanosomatida, Trypanosomatidae. The record is from the annotation of a GenBank genome assembly.